AACUCUGCAUAAGCGAUCAGCCGAUCUUUACCAUUUAGAUCAACCCCUAAAGGUGUGCAGUGAUGUUCAAGGACAUGAAGGAUAGUCUGUAUGCAUGGAGACAUGUGUUGGGAUACAUGGCCGUUGUCUUCACACUAGCAUUAUUCUCAGCUGGAAUCCUCACCUGCCGUAAGAUCCUCAUAGAGAAGAGGGUUGGUGUUAUACCAUAUAUUCCCUUCCUCGCAGCCUCCUUGAAUUGCUUUUUCUGGGCCACCUAUUCAGUUUUGAAUGAAUUUUGGGACAACUCAAUUCUGUUCAUCAAUACUUUUGGACUUAUUCUACAGGUCAUGUACAUUGUCCUCUAUUAUUACUUUACUGAAGACAAGACGUCGCUAAUUCGUGACAUUUUUAUAACCUGUUCUAUAAUUGGAGCAGUUCUAUUCUACGUGAUGGUAGUGGUCAGUGAACUCAAUAGGCUAAUUCAUCUUGGAAUCAUUGCCAAUUUUUUCUCUAUUUGCUUCUUUGGUUCUCCUCUGUCUACUAUGGCUGUUGUAGUACGCACUAAGAGUACUGAGUCUAUGUCCUUGCCUUUCUCUGUCCUCUCUUCUCUGGUUACCAGUCUGUGGACACUCUACGGAGUAGCCAUUUCUGACGUCUAUGUUCAGUUCCCCAACUUCAUAGGGUUCAUCCUCUCUCUCAUUCAACUCUCUCUGUUCUGUGUAUACCCUCCCAAGAAGAAAGUCUUUACUAUCCAAUCACCGGCCUAACUCUCUACAGUUAUAGCAGCAACUAUUUUCCAUGUACAUGUAUGCUUGUGAUGAACAUGUACGAUAACACAAUAAUAUGUAUUUCGCCACCUGCAA
Molecule: messenger RNA, 842 nt
Organism: Halichondria panicea
Lineage: Eukaryota; Metazoa; Porifera; Demospongiae; Suberitida; Halichondriidae
Product: sugar transporter SWEET1-like
Exons: 6
Coding region: 63-746 (227 amino acids)
Biological process (GO): carbohydrate transport
Cellular component (GO): membrane
Molecular function (GO): sugar transmembrane transporter activity
Source: RefSeq, a predicted model, not a curated record